Molecule: messenger RNA, 1522 nt
Organism: Abrus precatorius (Indian licorice)
Lineage: Eukaryota; Viridiplantae; Streptophyta; Magnoliopsida; Fabales; Fabaceae
Product: glutamine synthetase PR-2
Exons: 12
Coding region: 215-1285 (356 amino acids)
Cellular component (GO): cytoplasm
Molecular function (GO): glutamine synthetase activity
Source: RefSeq, a predicted model, not a curated record
AUUCUAGAAUGAAAAUUCAACUCAUCUAGAAGAAAAAUGAGUCCAAGCACGUCUGCGUAGUGUGCAAAUUUGUAGUAUUCACACAAGAGAAUCACUUAUAAAAGGGAUAUAAGACCAAACACCGUUUUUCAUUCACCCUAUAAAGAGCUAGAGCUUGCACUUGGGGUUGUCUACCAUCAUCUUUGUAUUGUGUUUUACUUCAGCAAAACUAGUCAUGUCCUUGCUCUCAGAUCUCAUCAACCUCAAUCUUUCAGAAUCCACUGAGAAGAUUAUUGCUGAGUACAUAUGGGUUGGUGGAUCUGGUAUGGACAUCAGAAGCAAAGCCAGGACACUUCCUGAACCAGUGAAUGACCCUUCAAAACUUCCAAAGUGGAACUAUGAUGGGUCUAGCACAAAUCAAGCUCCUGGGGAUGACAGUGAAGUCAUCCUAUACCCACAAGCAAUUUUCAAGGACCCAUUUAGGAGAGGAAAUAAUAUUCUUGUGAUUUGUGAUGUUUACACUCCUGCUGGUGAGCCACUUCCAACAAACAAGAGGCAUGAUGCUGCCAAAAUUUUCAGUGACCCUGAUGUUGUUGCUGAGGAACCAUGGUAUGGUAUUGAGCAAGAGUAUACCUUGUUGCAGAAAGAUGUAAAUUGGCCACUUGGGUGGCCAAUUGGGGGAUUUCCUGGACCACAGGGUCCAUACUACUGUGGGAUUGGUGCUGAUAAGGCCUAUGGUCGUGAUAUUGUGGAUGCACAUUACAAAGCUUGUCUUUAUGCUGGCAUUAACAUAAGUGGCAUCAAUGGAGAGGUCAUGCCUGGCCAGUGGGAAUUUCAAGUUGGCCCUUCUGUUGGUAUCUCUGCUGGAGAUGAGGUCUGGGCUGCCCGCUACAUUUUGGAGAGGAUUACUGAGAUAGCUGGAGCAAUUGUUUCUUUUGAUCCCAAGCCUAUUCCGGGAGAUUGGAAUGGAGCUGGUGCUCACACAAACUAUAGCACCAAGUCCAUGAGAGAUGAGGGAGGUUAUGAGAUCAUCAAAAAGGCCAUUGAAAAGCUUGGAUUGAGGCAUAAGGAUCACAUUGCUGCCUAUGGAAAAGGCAAUGAGAGACGCCUCACUGGAAGACAUGAAACAGCAGACAUCAACACUUUCUCUUGGGGUGUGGCAAACCGUGGAAGCUCCAUUAGAGUUGGAAGGGACACAGAGAAAAAUGGCAAAGGUUACUUUGAGGACAGAAGGCCUGCUUCUAAUAUGGAUCCCUAUGUGGUCACCUCCAUGAUUGCAGAGACUACCAUCCUCUGGAAACCAUGAAGUCACAGCCAUUAAAUUCUGUGUUGAAUGACAUUUAUCUUCAAGGUGGUGUUUUUGUUGGUAAUUGCCAAGUGGUCUUUUAAGCUCUAUGUGGGAUUUUAUCAUUAAUAAUCAUAAUAAUUGCUUCUUGAUUUCACUCUUAAUUUAGAUUUAAGAAUCAACAGUGUAAUCAUGUAAUGAUUAAUGAUUAAUAAACUCUUUUAAAUGAUGGUCCAUGGACCACGGUGAAGGGAAAUU